CCUUGCUGCAACUUUGAUCACUUGACCAAGAGCAGUCAGAGAGUUGAAACGUUGUUAAUAGCCAAAAUGGAUCACGACAAGCUUAUCAAGCCAACAGUCUCUUAUCACUUGUUUCUCUAUCGUGUGGAGUUGGCGCGUCGCCAAUCUCGCCAAUUGCGACUCUCCAGAACCAAGAUUGAGAUUACGGAUGAGCUGAUCUCGAGAACGGUGAAGAACAUCAAGACUUGCAGCAUGGAUGAUCUAAAGGCUGUGAAUCGUGAGCUGCUCUUUAAGCGCAAGCUGCGACAUAGCGUGUCCAAGCUGCGAAAACAAGCUAAAUUAAUGAAGUCCUAG
This is a messenger RNA of Drosophila grimshawi, 333 nucleotides long. RefSeq lists its product as uncharacterized. NCBI's taxonomy places the organism in Eukaryota, Metazoa, Arthropoda, Insecta, Diptera, Drosophilidae. The record is from RefSeq and is a predicted model, not a curated record. The transcript has a single exon. The coding region runs from base 67 to 333 and encodes 88 amino acids.